This is a messenger RNA of Ascochyta rabiei, 1545 nucleotides long. RefSeq lists its product as uncharacterized. Bases 1 to 1545 code for a protein of 514 amino acids. The transcript is spliced from 3 exons. Gene Ontology annotation, molecular function: heme binding; monooxygenase activity; oxidoreductase activity, acting on paired donors, with incorporation or reduction of molecular oxygen. Lineage: Eukaryota; Fungi; Ascomycota; Dothideomycetes; Pleosporales; Didymellaceae. The record is from RefSeq and is a predicted model, not a curated record.
AUGACGUUAUUCGACGACCAUUUACUUAGCCCGGUGGGCAUCAUGUACUCUCUAGGCAUAUUGUUCGCCUCUGUCAUCCUCUACGCCAUCAGUACGAUCGUGUACAAUCUUCUCUUUCACCCACUCCGCCAUAUUCCGGGCCCAUGGCUAGCUGGCUCCACUCCCAUCCCGUAUGGCCUGCAAAUGCGCUCUGGCAAGAUCGUCACUUGGAUCCAGCAACUCCAUGCUCAAUACGGUGAUGUAGUACGCGUCACCCCGACCGAAGUCUCCUUCAUCAGCGGCGAGACGGCUUGGCCCGAGAUCUACGGCUUCCGCACAGGCGAGUACAAAGACACCGGUGCCUAUCUGAAAGACAAUGCGUGGUUCCCAAAGCCCAUCAACGGCGUGUGGUCGAUCAUCAACAGCAACGAGGCAGACCACGCCCGCCUCCGCCGCAACCUCUCGCACGCCUUCAGCGACAAGGCGCUGCGAUCGCAAGAAUCACUCAUCACUUCUUACGUCGACCUGCUCAUCCACAAGCUCAGCGAGCACGCCGAAAAUUGCGCACCCGUGGAUAUCAUGCGCUGGUACAACUAUACAACCUUCGACAUCAUCGCGGACCUCUCCUUCGGCGAGCCCCUCUACUGCCUCCGCGACAGCGAGUACCACAUGUGGGUGAACAUGGUUUUCAGCUCGCUCAAAGGGAUCCCCACAAUCGCCAUCCGCAACAAGUACCUCGUCUUCCGCUGGCUCGACAAGCUGCGCGGCCUGUUCACAGACACGCAAGUCGCCGUGCGGGCACGCAAGCAGUUCUUCGACAUGGCCUCCGCGCGCGUGUCGACCCGUCUGGAGAAAGAAACCUCGCGCCCCGACUUCUUCACCUUCAUCCUGCAGAACCAAUCACACGCCAACCGCGCGCUGUCACGGGGCGAAAUGGACACAAACGCCGUCGUCUUCCUUGUCGCGGGCUCCGAAACAACGGCAACCACACUCUCGGGGACGACCUACCUGCUCCUGAAAAAUCGCACAGCGUACAACCGGCUCACAACCGAACUGCGCACCGCCUUCCCCACCGCGUCCUCAAUCACCCUCGACGCCGUAAACACGCUCCCCUACCUCCUCGCCGUCCUGCAGGAAGGACUACGCUACUACCCGCCCGUCCCCACGGGCUUUCCGCGCACCGUCCCCGGCGCGGGGCAGGUCAUCAGCGGCCACUUCAUCCCAGGGGGAACGAGCGUGUACGUGUCGCAGCACGCAGCGAACCACAGCGCGCGCAACUUUGCCGACGCCGACGCGUUUGUGCCCGAGCGCUGGCUGGCGGGGGAGAGGGGGGACAAGUACGAGGAGGAUCGCAGGGAGGUUGUGCAGCCGUUUAGUUUGGGGCCCAGGAAUUGUUUGGGGAAGAAUCUCGCAUACGCCGAAAUGCGCCUCAUCCUCGCGAAACUCCUCUACACGUUCGACCUCGAGCUCGUGCAGCCGGAGCGGGAGUGGAUGGAGGAGCAGCGCGUGUUUGCGCUGUGGGAGAAGCCGCCGCUUGCGGUGCGGUUGACGGCUGUGCGGCGAUGA